Messenger RNA from Monopterus albus (swamp eel), 2932 nucleotides. It is a transcript of the gene adgrl4, whose product is annotated as adhesion G protein-coupled receptor L4. Bases 27 to 2132 code for a protein of 701 amino acids. Gene Ontology annotation, cellular component: plasma membrane. The record is from RefSeq and is a predicted model, not a curated record. Gene Ontology annotation, biological process: adenylate cyclase-activating G protein-coupled receptor signaling pathway; cell surface receptor signaling pathway. Gene Ontology annotation, molecular function: calcium ion binding; G protein-coupled receptor activity. The transcript is spliced from 15 exons. NCBI's taxonomy places the organism in Eukaryota, Metazoa, Chordata, Actinopteri, Synbranchiformes, Synbranchidae.
AAGUAAAAUCCAGACCUAGCGCAAGUAUGGAGUCUUUGCUCAAGUCACCGAUGAAACUUAUGCUUUUGACAGCAUGGCUCUCCACUCUGAUGGACCCAUGCAGCCUUUCUGACAUUUGUGAUUCUUGUCAUCAACAUGCAACGUGCAAGCCGCUGAAUGGAUCAAAUGCCUGCUUCUGUAACCAGGGAUAUACUGGAGAUGGAACAACAUUUUGCAAUGAUGACGAUGAAUGCCAGAAUGUCACUGGCAUCUGUGGGGAAGGGGGCACCUGUACCAACACAAUGGGCAGCUACUACUGCACAUGUGUCUCUGGAUUCAUGUCAACGGGAAACAUCAAGUUCCAGCCCAACGACGGCACCAAUUGUGCUGGUAUUGAUGAAUGCAGGCCAGGACGACUCUGUGGAACAAACUCACUCUGCCAUAUUACAAAUGGAUCUUUCUAUUGCACCUGUCAGCGUGAUUACAUCCCAAGCCCAACUUCAGGCAGUAAGCGCUUUAAUCCAGGGAAAGGUGUAAGUUGUAAAGAGGAUCCUCAAAAAUUCUGCCAUGACAACAGUGGAUGCAUCACACAGGCUGUCAACAAAACACUUGAAUAUAUAAGUAACUUCACGGACCCCCAGAGUCUACUGGAGGAAAUUGGCAAACAGACAUCCGGUGAACUCACCUCCGUGGAAGUGAUCGCAUAUGUGGAGGCCUUGUGUCGCUCUGCAUCCACCCUGGCAGCUGGAGAAAAGGAUUACGCUCUCAAUCCCUCUGUCAUCAACUCAACUCUUUCAAAAUUAGUAAAAGCGGUAAACAACCUCGUGGAGAAGGAUGAACUGGUGGCUUGGAACAGGAUAAAAGAAGAUCCAUUUACUGACCUAACUGAAACCUUUAUUAAAAAUACAAUAACUUUUGACUCCCUCCUGUCUUUGUUAAAUUCUUUGUGCUCAUCAGGAAGCGUGUCAGUGGUGUUUGUGCGAUAUGACAGAAUUGGUGAGAUCCUGAAGCCGAGCAGCGACCCGGGUCUCACCGACUACUCGCGGUAUGCAGGAACAGGGGAAAUCAUUGUCAACUCCCCAGUCAUAGCAGUAGCCAUCAAACCUGCUAACGUUUACCAGCUUGACCAUGUCACCUUCACUCUGAGACACACCGAGCCCGUAGACACUAAAGCUGAUGUGACGAAAUGUGCCUUCUGGGAGUACACGCUGGACAGCCUGCAGGGCCACUGGGCCACUCACGGCUGCAAGACCGUCCACGUCAGCAGCAAUGCAACCACCUGCUCCUGCAAUCACCUCACACACUUUGCUCUCCUCAUGUCAUCUGGGCGAGCCAAUCUGGUGGCCCACUAUACCAUCCUGACUCGGAUCACCCAGCUGGGGAUGAUCAUCUCCCUCAUCUGUCUGUCCAUGUGCAUCUUCACCUUCUGGUUCUUCAGUGAGAUCCAGAGCACCAGAACUACCAUCCACAAGAACUUAUGCUGCAGCCUCUUCAUGGCUGAGUUCAUCUUCCUGGUGGGGAUCAACAUGAACAGUCAUAAGCUUUUCUGCUCUGUUAUUGCUGGGCUGCUGCAUUAUUUCUUCCUCGCAGCCUUCGCCUGGAUGUGCAUUGAGGGCAUCCAUCUGUACCUAAUAGUGGUUGGCGUCAUCUACAACAAGGGCUUCCUGCACCGUAACUUUUACAUCUUUGGCUACGGGAGCCCAGCGGUGGUGGUGGCCAUCUCGGCAACACUUGGGUCCAAGUAUUAUGGCACUGAUAGAGUAUGUUGGCUGAGCACAGAAAACCACUUCAUAUGGAGUUUCAUUGGGCCCGCGUGUUUGAUCAUCCUGGUUAAUCUCUUGGCUUUUGUGGUAAUCAUCUAUAAAGUGUACCGGCAUACUGCUGUGAAAAAGCCUGAAAUCAGCCACUAUGAGAACAUCAGGUCCUGUGCCCGUGGUGCCUUGGCUCUGCUGUUUGUGCUGGGAGCCACCUGGACCUUCGGAGUGCUGCACAUCCUGCACGAGACCACGCUCACUGCCUAUCUGUUCACCAUCACCAACACCUUCCAGGGCAUGUUCAUCUUCAUCUUCCUCUGUGUGCUGUCCAGAAAGAUUCAGGAGGAGUACUACAGGCUUUUCAAAAAUGUGCCAUGUUGCUUUGAAUGCCUGAGAUGAAAUAUUGCAACCAGCGCCUGCUCAUCUGCACUGUACAUCAAUAAUCGACUUUACAGCUUCGCAGUAUCCUGUGACUCAUGCUUUCAGAUGUGGAAAAUUCUGUGGGAGGAAUUGUUUAGUACAGACGCCUGAUAAAUGAAAACCUGUAGCACUUUCUGAACAUCUUGUUUCUGCUUUUAAAGAGUGAAGUCAUUUAUGCAUCAUUUGUUUUAUAAUCUGGAACUUUUUGUGCAAUAAAAACACAACUUUCUCAAACAUUUCACACACACACACAAAGCAUCCUUCUGAGAUUAAUACUGGAAUCAAACUACCUUGUAUAUGUUUAUUUUAAUUUAACAUCUUCUUCAAUUAUCAGCUUUACCCUCCAAAUAGCCUGCAGUUUGUUGUCUUUGUUCUUUUCCUGUGUUUGAAAUUGAUUUGUAAGUUAUUAAAAUGAAAGUGGCAAACCAACGUAUGCUUUUAUGUGCAAAAUCAAUGGUCUUGUUUAAUGCCUUCUUUCACCCUGCCUUUCUGAACAAGUGUACAGUAAAUUAAAUAUGAAUUGUUGUUUUCAUCCUCUUGUGCCUAGCAGUCACUAGGCGGGCCAGUGGCUCCAUCUACUGGACAAAAGAAAGAACAGGAUUCUCGCUGUAAGCUAUAAUACUUAGCACAUAACCUCAAAGCCUAUUCGUCUGCAGGAUCUCACAAAUGCUUCUCUCUGUGUGUGUUUGUGUCUGUUUGUAGCGAGUUAGUACAUAUGAUCUGUGCUGUAGCAUUCUUUGUUCUUUCUUCUGGGCUGUAGGCUAUUUUAAGAAGCAUCU